GGACAAGACAAGGCAAUCUACGAAGAUCUGAAUUACUCCUCCCGAGAUUCUGGUACUCUUCCCCAUGAUACCCUGAUGCGGGGAAAAGCCCCGGAUUUUCCAACUCCCCAGAUUCGCUAGGCCAGUAUCAUGAGAACCCCCAAUCGUACAAAACUCAACCGCCUGCCAGCAAACGCUUCCUUGAUCGAUCUAUAUAAUCACCAUGUGAAACUCACCUAUCUUUCUUGGAGUUUCCUUCAUCAAGUCAAGUCUUACAGUACAGGGGAGUUCUGUUUCUUACCCUGGCUUUACCAUCGCUUCUCAUCAUUCACUCACGACGGUCGAUAGCAUGUCUUCACCGGACGAAAAGACACAGGGCGUUGAAGAUGCCAUACCCGGCUAUGACUCUUCAGAACACACGCAAGGUGUCAUCGUGGGACUCGAGCAACCAGCCGACUUCUCCGAGGUGCAGGAUAUGAAACAAGGCCUCAAGUCUCGCCACCUGCAGAUGCUGGCUCUCGCAGGCGCCAUCGGCACUGGCUUAUUCUUGGGCUCUGGUCGUGCCGUGGCCAAUGCAGGUCCUAUCGGUGCCCUCCUGGGAUAUACUCUCACCGGCCUCAUUGCUGCCGGUGUUGUGCUUCCUGUGGCAGAGAUGGGAGCUUUGGUUCCCUUAAGCGGUGGUGUUGUUCGCUAUGCCGAGCUCUUUGUUGAUCCGGCCUUAUCCUUUGCCAAUGGCUGGAAUCUGGUCUACAAAGGCCUCAUUUUCAUCCCUACUGAGCUUGUUGCUGCCGCCGUGCUUGUCCAGUACUGGUCCGACAUCAAUAGCGCCGUGUGGAUCACAUUAUUUGGCAUUCUCAUGUCACUCAGUAACUUCCUAUUUAUCAAGGUCUUUGGUGAACUCGAGUUCAGCUUUGCGCUACUCAAAAUUGCCUUGAUCGUCAUCAUCAAUGUCAUGUCCUUGGUAAUCAUCUGCGGCGGUGGUCCGAACGGCGAUGUGAUUGGUUUCAAGUAUUGGAAGAACCCUGGCCCAUUUGCGCAAGAGUACCUAGGCUUCACUGGAUCUCUGGGACAAUUUCUCGGGUUCUACACAGUAUUUGCCAACGCCCUCUACGCAUACUCUGGUAUCGAAAAUAUAUCACUUGCAGCGGCCGAGACAAAAAACGCUCGACGAGUCAUUCCACAAGCCGCCAAAAGAGUGUUUUGGAGAAUUCUUAUCUUCUAUGUCUUGACAAUUUUUCUUGUAGGACUUGUCAUUCCCUCAGACAACGACAUGCUAUUACAAUCCAAGGGAGCUGCUGCAUCGCCCUUUGUAAUUUCCGCCCAAAUCGCAGGUAUCAAGGUCAUCCCACAUGUUAUCAACGCCAUCGUCAUCACUUCGGCGUGGUCGUGUGGUAACAUGGGCAUGAUGAGCUACAUUCGAUACCUAUUUGGUCUAGCCAAGAAUGGUCACGCCCCCAAAGUCUUUCUACGGAUCAAUCGCUUUGGUAUUCCUUGGGUCGCCGCCACUCUGUUUACUGUAUUCAUGGCUCUGGGGUAUCUCACCACCUCCAAUGGCGCAGCACAAGUCUUCACAUGGCUGCAAGACUUGCUCUCCACUGCCAUAUUGGUCAACUGGUCAGUUAUUUUGAUAACAUUCCUGCGCUUCUAUUACGGAUGCAGGAAGCAGCCCUCUCUUCUCAUGUGCAUCCUGCUUCUGGUGACUGGCGGUUGGAGAACGUUUCUCGAAGGCCGCUGGGAUACACAGGCGUUUGUCUCCGCGUAUUUUAACGUGCCCUUUGUGCUCGUUCUCUACCUUGGAUACAAGCACAUCAAGAAGACCAAGAUUAUCCCCCUUGAUCAAAUCCCAAUUCGACCCCUGCUUGAGAUUGCACACGCCGAUCCGUCGCCCCCACUCAAGUCUAAGAAGGGUUGGAGGAAGCUCAACAUUCUUUGGUAA
Messenger RNA from Fusarium redolens, 1915 nucleotides. Its product is annotated as amino acid permease/ SLC12A domain-containing protein. Gene Ontology annotation, biological process: amino acid transmembrane transport. Gene Ontology annotation, molecular function: amino acid transmembrane transporter activity. NCBI's taxonomy places the organism in Eukaryota, Fungi, Ascomycota, Sordariomycetes, Hypocreales, Nectriaceae. The coding region runs from base 329 to 1915 and encodes 528 amino acids. The record is from RefSeq and is a predicted model, not a curated record. Gene Ontology annotation, cellular component: membrane. The transcript has 4 exons.